UAACACAGAGAGAGAGAGAGAGAGAGAGAGAGAGAGAGAGGAUUUUUGUAUUGGGACAUCUUCUCUCUGCCGUUGAUCGAUUGAUCGAGCCCGUGAAUCGAAUCUGAAAGGGGUGUUGGGAUAAAUUCAAGGAGGGAGAGAUGGCAUCAAGAGCUAUAGUUCCUCAGCAACAGAGAGGUGGGGCGGCUGCCGUAGGAAAACAGAAGGCCGUCCCAGCCGACGGAAACAACCGGCGAGCUCUUGGAGAUAUUGGCAAUCUUGUCAAUGUUCGAGGCACUGCCAUUGAAGGGAAGCCGCAGCAGCAGAUCACUCGCCCCAUCACAAGGAGUUUCUGCGCUCAGCUUCUUGCGAAUGCGCAGGCAGCUGCUGCAGCUAAUAAUAAGAAAUCAGUUGCAGUUGUUGCAGAUGUUGGAGUCAAAGCAAAGGGUGGCGCCAAGGUAGCCAAACAGAAAGUUACUGUGAAGCCGAAACCAGAGAAGGUAAUUGAGAUAAGCCCCGAUACGGAGGAGGAAGCUAAGAAAUUUGAAAACAAGACUAAAUUACAUGAAGGAUCAUCAAGGAAGAAAGUGGUGACCCUCACUUCGAUCCUCACCGCACGAAGCAAGGUCGCCUGUGGACUAACAACGCGAGUCACAGAUAUUGAUGCGGCGGAUGCGGAGGAUCAGUUGGCGGUUGUCGAUUAUGUUGAAGACAUUUACAAAUUUUACAGGCUUGCUGAGACUGCCAGUCGGGUUCAUGACUACAUGGACACACAGGUCGAGAUCAACGAAAAGAUGCGGUCGAUCCUUGUCGACUGGCUGAUUGAAGUCCAUAAAAAAUUUGAACUUAUGCCAGAAACCCUCUACCUUACCAUCCACAUCGUCGAUCGAUACCUUUCAAUGAAAACGGUGCUGCGAAGGGAGUUACAGUUGGUGGGCAUGACUGCGAUGCUCAUCGCCUGCAAAUACGAGGAGAUUUGGGCCCCAGAGGUGAACGAUUUCAUUUGCAUAUCAGACAGGGCUUACAACAGAGAACAGAUUCUGGGUAUGGAGAAAAGCAUUUUGAACAAGCUUGAAUGGAGCUUAACUUUCCCAACACAAUACCAAUUCCUCGUGCGGUUUCUCAAAGCUGCUGCUGCAUCCCAGCAGAUGGAGAAUAUGGUUUGCUUCUACGCGGAGUUGGCUUUGAUGCAGUACUCCACAAUAAUAAUGUAUUGCCCAUCAAUGGUUGCAGCUUCUGCAGUCUAUGCGGCCCACUGCACUCUCAAAAAGACUCCUUCUUGGAGUGAAACACUCAAGCACCACACAGGGUUCUCUGAGCCACAACUCAUGGAUUGUGCCAAGACGUUGGUGAAAUUCCAUUCCUUGGGGGGAGAGGGCAAACUGAAGGUGGUUUACAGGAAGUAUUCGUGCCCUCAACGAGGGGCCGUUGCUUUGCAUCCUCCUGCGGAAAAGCUACUAGAGAGGAGUUGAAGGUGGGUUGCUGAUCAAUGUAAAAGCCAUGGCAAGCUUCGGAUGAGGGGGUGGUGGUCAAAUUCUUUUGAUUUAUUUGGUGAUUAGUUUCAUGUCAUGGAGCAUGAAGAUUGUAAUCAUCUAAUUUGAUGAUGAAACAAAAAAAGAGAGAUUGAAAUUUCAAUUGGAAUUUUUUAUGUAUGAUGUCCAAGAUUUUUUG
Magnolia sinica is the source of this 1650-nucleotide messenger RNA. RefSeq names its product G2/mitotic-specific cyclin S13-7-like. Gene Ontology annotation, molecular function: cyclin-dependent protein serine/threonine kinase regulator activity. The record is from RefSeq and is a predicted model, not a curated record. Gene Ontology annotation, biological process: mitotic cell cycle phase transition; regulation of cyclin-dependent protein serine/threonine kinase activity. The transcript has 8 exons. NCBI's taxonomy places the organism in Eukaryota, Viridiplantae, Streptophyta, Magnoliopsida, Magnoliales, Magnoliaceae. Gene Ontology annotation, cellular component: centrosome; cyclin-dependent protein kinase holoenzyme complex; cytoplasm. The coding region runs from base 141 to 1451 and encodes 436 amino acids.